ACAGGAAGUGCUGAAAAGCAGGAACCGCAGGAAACACUGCACAGUGCGGAUAUGAGCAGGUGGAGACCCGUCUGCUAACCACCACAGCUUGCCCACCCUCUCACACUCACAUACACACACCUACACACACACACACACACUUCCAGACACACAUCCAGACACAUAUCCAGGGAAACAUGGGAGGGUCUCAGAGCAUCGAGAUACCAGGUGGAGGAACUGAAGGCUACCACGUCCUCAGAGUUAAAACUACAACCUGCCAGAAUAACCGGUGUGGCUACUUUGUAUGACAUGACAGGACGGGGUGUGUACAUACAUUCCCAAAACCUGUUGUGGUUUUUGAAUGAAAAGGUGCAAGAAAAUUCUCCAGGUUAUCAAGCAGGACUGGAGCCAUUCUUUGAUUUCAUUAUUUCCAUAUGUGACACGAGACUGAACAAAGACAAUGACACCCUAAAAGAGUUGCUGAAGAUGAACGUGGAGAGGCCCAUCAAGAUGCAGUUAUACAGCAGCAAGACGCUGGCUGUGAGGGAGACAACUGUUACACCCAGCACCAUGUGGGGCGGCCAGGGGCUUCUGGGAGUCAGCAUUCGCUUCUGCAGCUUUGAAGGAGCAAAUGAAAAUGUUUGGCAUGUCUUGGAAGUAGAGCCAAACUCUCCUGCAGCCCUGGCUGGUCUAAGACCGCACGCUGACUACAUUAUCGGAGCUGACAGCGCCAUGAAUGAGAGUGAUGAUCUGUUCUCCCUUGUUGAAACCCAUGAAGGGAAGGAGCUGAAGCUUUAUGUUUACAACACAGACACAGACAACUGCCGUGAGGUGGUCAUCACGCCAAACAGCGACUGGGGUGGAGAGGGCAGUCUAGGUUGUGGGAUUGGCUACGGCUACCUGCACAGGAUACCUACGAUGCCAUUUGUAGAGGGCAAGAAGAUCAGUUUCCCUGCACAGACUCGCAGUGAACCAGCUCCUCCACCUAAAGAUGGCUUCACAGAGGUCCAUCUCUCUGCCGUCAUUCCAACCGUUCCAGUUGCUGUGUCGUCUUCUGCAUCGACUAGAUUAGAACAGUCUUUCAGUAGCUUGUCAGUCAGCUCAAACCCGCCUGCUGUCCUUAACAGUCUGCAGACAGGAGCUCCUACUGUCCCACUGUCCAACCACAUCACCUCCUCACAUCGUGUCCCACUGCCAGCCACCACACCACUAGGCUUAAUUCCUUUACCUGGAGGUCUUCCACCAUUUCCUAAUUUACCAAACCUUAAUAUGACCUUGCCAGAUAGAGGCCACGUAUUGCCACCUGCAGUUGGUGGAUUACAACAACCAGGUCUUCCACCUCUUCAGCUGCCCAGUGUGGCUCCCUGCGUUACUCUGCCUCCGUCUGGAUUUGUUCUUCCCCCCAUCACUACUAAUGCACCUCCUGCUGGUACACAGGACACCACGUCUCCCUUUUCCACUAUCCAAAUGAACAGCUCACUAACUAAAACUGUUAUGUCAUUACCAGUGACCACCUCUGAAUCAAUAAAUAUCACAAUGUCUGCAGACUCAUCUUAGCAGAGAGCACCAUUUAAGGUUAUCAGCUCUCUCUCAAGUCUGUAUAUAGCCACAAUAUAUAAUAUACAAUAUAGCCUAUUACUGUAGCUAGACCACUCAGCUGAAAAAUUGCAGCUAUACACACAGUUAGGACGUGAUUGUAUGAGCUCCAGAGACAGAUUGGAACCAAGAGUCAUUCGCACACUCUGGUGCAGAACAAUGUUGUUAAAUAGCUCAGAGCUUAGUCAUAGUAAUAGGUAUAUACUGUAUAUUAACUUUGACUAUGUGGGCUUUUUGAACUUUGCUAAGAAAAACCAACAAGGUGACUGAUAAAUGUGAAGUCAGUAUCUUUGCAUCUCUCUUUAGGAGUCCAACUACUUAAUAUCUUCAGGGGAAGACGGGACAGUAACUUAUACUACUGGGAAUUUUCCUUAAAAAAAAAAAAAAAAAAAAGCAGGUUUGCUUGCUGCAGCAUUGUAGCCAUUAAUUAAAUGGUUUUGUUUUUGUACAAAAUUUGUAUGUACAGUGAGACAUCUUGAUUAAACUGAUGUAUUUUUUCCUAA
Thunnus maccoyii (southern bluefin tuna) is the source of this 2078-nucleotide messenger RNA. Its product is annotated as Golgi reassembly-stacking protein 2-like. Bases 289 to 1536 code for a protein of 415 amino acids. Gene Ontology annotation, biological process: Golgi organization. The transcript is spliced from 11 exons. Gene Ontology annotation, molecular function: protein binding. Gene Ontology annotation, cellular component: Golgi apparatus. Lineage: Eukaryota; Metazoa; Chordata; Actinopteri; Scombriformes; Scombridae. The record is from RefSeq and is a predicted model, not a curated record.